GAUGUUUCCCCCGUCAGCGCAAAUUACUUAGUUGUUGUUAUUUCAGUGAAUGUUUUUAUCUGUACUACAUAGUACACAUAAUUACCUUAAUAUUUGGGUUAAUUUAUAAUAUCCCUUCAAGGUAAACUUAUGCACGUAGUGAACAUACGUUUGUUCGUACGUAAUAUGUGUUAGUUAACUUGGUAGACCUUUAUUAAGAGAUAUGUGCUUACACCGAUUUCCAGAGUGAUGCUCAAGUUAUCUACAAAUGAGAUUACAACCAGCUGUUUUGCUUAUUGUCUUUUGGUAUGCCUUGCGUGCUUUAGAAAAUUCUAUGAAAAUGAUUUCUGUCGAUUCAAAAUCAUAUAACCUUUAUAAGUGGGAAUACAUCGGUUUUCAAGAAUCUAUUAUAUCACACCUUUCAUUUGUGGAGAAAACUACCAACUUUCUUCGGCAAUUAGCUGAACACUACACUAUUCCUCGAAAAUGCAUACUAGAUAAUGAGUUUAUGCGUUACUGGAAUGUAUCUAACCUGCCAUGGACAUACGAUAAGUAUCUUACUACGUCAAUUAACAGUAUCCUACUUCGCUGGCAUGAAGUCGCUGAUGAGUGCUAUUUGGCUGCGAAAGAUAAAACAAUUAUACCCUUAUGUACAAUCCAGUUCAACCGUGAAUUUUUAUGCGGUGACGAAAGCAUAAAAAAUUUUUCCCACAAUUUAAUAGGAAAAGCAAAACUAUUUCCUUUGACAGGAAAUGUGUCUGUCGACACUAUGCUCAUUGAGAUUAUUAUACUGUCAAACUGUGGAAAUCAUGAUAUAGCGAUACAAAAGUCACACAGCAUUAUAAAGUAUUUUCCUUCCUUACCGGCUUAUAGAUUGUUGUAUGCAGAGGUUUUGUCAAGAAAUUCAAGUCCAAAUUCGUUAUCACAGGCUCUGAAAGAAAUAACCUUUGCUGUACAAAUUGAGGGUUCAUCUACCCUAUAUAGAGAGAAAAAGUUGUCACUUUUGCUGCGUUUAGGAUAUUUAAAAGAAGCACGAGAGGAAGCUGGAAAAAUAGAAGAAAUUUUAGACAGAAGCAGUUUAAGAUCUUGUCAUCUUCAACGACACAAUUGUUCUAACGGUUUUAAAUAUUCUUCACAAUCUUUAGUUGCUUGGAGACCGUGGUUCUUUUUAGGUCUGUUUCAUCUUACCAGUGGAAGCCUAUCUGUAGCUGCUGAAGAUUUUACCAUUGCAUUUAAUUUAGCCUCAAUAACCUUGUCAACUGAAAAACAAUUAUCAGAAUCAAUUAUGGGAUUGCUUAUGUAUAUGAAAGCACUAUCACAACACUAUACUUCUAAACUACAAGAUGCUAUGGAAUAUUCGGUCAGUGGUACGCGAAAUUACCCGUUUAUCAUGGAUACUACAUUACUAUUAGCUCAAGGUGCUGCACGUACUUCUUUGUAUUAUAAUGCACUGAGUAUACUCAGCAUAUCAUUACGGCUUGUGAAUAUUGUUGAUGAUGGUAAUAAUAAACCAUCUAGUGUUGAAUAUAUCGAAACAUUUGCUGAUUCAAAAUUAGUUAAACACCAAGUUCUACAAUUACGUGCAUUGGUCAAUUAUAGAUUGGGUGAUAUAAUUCAGGCAAAUACUGACGCUAAGUUUUGUUUGGAAUUGUCACCAUUAGAUGGCCUUUGUGCUUACAUAAAAACAUUGUGUGCCUUAUGUACUGGAUCACUGAUCAGCGCAAUGAAAUCUUCUACUCCUGUUCUUUCCUACAAUUUCAAACAGGAUUUACAAAACUCCUCUGAGAUUUUCCAUCUGAAGUAUCUAAGAGAAUGGAUCCGAUAUACGCACAAUCAUUUAUAUCAAUCGUUAAAUGAAUUCCAUUGGUUAAUUGAUCUUCCAGAAGUGUUUGUUCAUGGAUGGGUUAAAGGUGUGCCAACAGAGACAGUUGAAUCUCAAAUUACCCAACCGGGUAUCAUAUCAACUACUUCUAACCUUGUCAUGUCACCAGAUCUUAUGAAAAUGAUAUUAAAUGAUAAUUCAAGUCAAUUUUCAAAUCAAUCAACUAAUGGUAUAGAAUGCAAUCAGAAAUCAUUUAUAUUAACUAGUCAACCUGUUUAUUGUCAAAAGAUUUAUUUAAUUCAAUUAAAAAAUUAUCUGUGUAAUUUAUCAAAUCAAAUUGGUGUAUUAAUUUCAUAUGGGGAUUUAAGAAGUAAUCAGGCUGUUAACUCAAUUGUUACCAAUCCUCGUCAUCAAUUAGCACUAGCUAUCGGAACUAUAUAUAGUGCGGAAUUAAUUCGUAAUUCAUGGUGUUGUCAACGUCGUGUAUCUUUCAAUACAUGUUGGGCAUAUCCACAAGAUUUUCAAUAUUACCAACAAAAAUCAUUUACAAAAUUUCCAUUCUUUAGUAAAAAUUAUGUGGAUCAACUGGUGAAUAAUUGUAAUUCAUUAUUCUCAUCAUCCAAUAAUUACAAUAAAAAUACAACUUUCCAACCAAUAAAUUAUUUAUUAUUUAAACGUUUGUGUAAAUUAAUAAACCAACAAAAUAUUGAAAAGUCUUAUUCUCCCGAUUGGUUUGUACAUGCAAGUAUUACAGCUAGACUUCUACAAUUAACUGAUCCUUAUGAAAAGUUAGUAUUUUGGAAAACAUAUGAAUCUGAUAAAUAUAAUAUUCAUGCAAAUAAUCAUAGACAACAUUCAUUGAAUUCUCGUAACGAUGAAGAUGAUGAAGACCCAGAUGGACCAAUGUCUUCACAUUCCUAUCAUUCUUCUUCAUACUAUGUAAAUAAAGAAAAAAAUCAUUUUGGACAACAAAACAACAUUUGGGAAAACGGUGUAGUAUGGGAUGAAAAAUUUUUCAUAAAAAAUGGACAAAUUUAUAAUGAAUAUAUCAAGUACUUGCAACAGUCUAUCAACAUGAUCUUACUGUUGAUCAAAGAACAACUUCAACAUCAUUCCAAACACUUGAAUGUGGAUGAGAAUAAUUUUGAGGUUAAUUACCUGCUUAUGGCAUACGAAUUUGAUCAAUGUUAUUCUGAUUAUGACAAUCAUUUACUCAAUCAAACUGUGCAACAUUGUUUGAAACCUACAUUCGAUAAAUUAUGGCACUACGCACAGUUAGCACACUUAACUGAUGAUAAACUCCAAGUUUUUAUGAACAUUUAUGUUCCAGGAACUAUGAAUCCGAAGGAUGAUGGGAUACUAUUAAUGCCAUUAUCACCCCAGUCUAGGCCUAUUAAACGCCAUUUAGGUGUUGUCUUGAAGUUUGUAAAGCACCUUACAGAUGAAAAUUAUUCGUUAUCGCUUCUGUAUAUUUCUAGUCCACAACAUCAUAAUGAAUUAAUCAGUGAACUGGAUUCAGCUUUUAAAAACUAUCUAUUGCAUGGUGAAAAAGCUUUAACUGAUAUUUUAGCUAGCUCUAGUGUCAAAGGAAAGGUAUUUGGUUCAUCGUCAUUUAGUCAUAAAGAACAUUUACAAAAUGCAAUACAAAGCACAUUUGACUGGCUGUAUUAUUGGAGUAUAUUAAAACCUAUUUCAUCCGAAUAUAGUUUUGUAAUUGGUUAUAGUAUGACGUUGGGUAUGUUGCGCGCCCUCGGUCUAGAACCAGUUGCUGCUUUACCAAAACAUGGAGUCAAUUUGGAACUGGAGUCAAUAUUUAUUGGUUCACCUACACAAUUUGGUAAUCUAUGUCGGGAAGUCCUAGGCCUAGUGGAGUUACCAAAAUCAAGUAUUUCGUUAUCUUGGAAAGUUUCUCCGGAAGAAAUUAUCCAGAGUCCCAAACAUGUUUUAGAAUUUAUGAAUUUACAGUUAGUAUCUCAUUGUGUUAAAUAAAAAAAGUUGAUGCAAAAUAUUGAUUACUUUCCUUUUUUUAACGGCUCGUAUUUUUGUAUUCUUUAUCACAAAGUGCAAAAAUAACUACCAGUUCCUACAUUGUGGACUUUCGGUAGUUCAUAUAUCCAAAAGUGACUUUAAGAAAAAUUAAGAGAAAUCUAAAUGGAAUCAUUCAAGUAAUGAUUAAACAUCUGUACUUUACACAUGAAGGCAGGGGAGAUAGUCCUGCGAGUGACUACCGUAACAUAAUGAUGCAUUUGAUAUAAUAACAACAUCUCAAAACCUCAUAAAAAGGUGUAUUAGUUUAAUAUUACACCACUGGGUUCCCCAAAAAACAGUGAAGAAUACUGUGUAGUAAAUGAAAUGUUACUUGGUAUUGGGGUUGUAGGGCCGGUAAAAUGUCACUGAGUCCUAACCGAAUCAUCCGGCAGUUGGGUCACUGAAUAUCGAACAGGUCGUCGACCCCUGUCAAGGUCAAGGACAACCAACGCGCAUCAGUUAAUCGUACGCCAUGGACUGACCCAUGUGGUGGUGAUCAUUAUUUCUAUUGUGCCCACUUUAGCUAAUAUAUCUAUGUAAUAACGUCCCUUGUGUUGUACGGUCUUCAAAGCAUCCAUAGUACCUUGAUACGACAAAGAGGUAACUCAUGUUAGGUGCCGACUGCGAGGUGUGACCUCGACGUUAGCUGUUGAUCACACCAUUUCAAUGUAACUCGAGUAGGCCCCCAGUCAUUCGGCAGAGAUCGUCGAGGUUAAUGAUCCACAUGAUGUUCAGCAUCAGAUGAAAGACGGACGAAUUUGUACCACUGUAAUCGCUCUGAAUUCCUUCCUUAGCUUUCUAAUCAAUGUGUGUGUUAAUCCGAAUCGGUAAACCAAACAAUAGUAUUUAAGAUAAGCGUUCAUUAAUCAAACUUAUUUUGUUCUCAUACCAGUCCUUUGUCUAACGACUAACCAGAAAACAGUACCCCCUUUACAAACGUAACCAACUAUCUCACUGAAUCACAUUUUUAUGUUCCUACGACUUAUUAGUAUAUAUAUGCUUAUCGUCCCUUUUUAUCUCAUUGAAUGCACUAUCCCACGUUUUUCUACUAGUCCUAUAAGUUUAUAUUUUCGAAAAAGAUUGCAGUUAUUGGUUAUUCAUAGUUUAGCUGUUCUAA
Molecule: messenger RNA, 4946 nt
Organism: Schistosoma haematobium
Lineage: Eukaryota; Metazoa; Platyhelminthes; Trematoda; Strigeidida; Schistosomatidae
Exons: 23
Coding region: 248-3790 (1180 amino acids)
Molecular function (GO): protein binding
Source: RefSeq, a predicted model, not a curated record